Neolamprologus brichardi is the source of this 7438-nucleotide messenger RNA. Lineage: Eukaryota; Metazoa; Chordata; Actinopteri; Cichliformes; Cichlidae. The record is from RefSeq and is a predicted model, not a curated record.
GCAGCUGUUCAGCGCUGGUGAAAUUCCAACAUGGCAGUGGCUGUGGUCAGUGUCUACUGCGUUAACUUGGGAUGGUUUCAGCUCACACGCAUCCCGGCUUAACCUCGGCACCUCGCUCAUCAGCAGGACCCCUCCCAGGGAUCGAUGCGACCAUAACACUCCCCCCCCACACGCUCUCUCACACACACACACACACACACGCACACACGUGAGAGGUCGACCUGUCACUGGAGAGCAGAGAGAGAGAGAGAGAAAAAAAGGUAAGGAACGGGGAUCCGCUGCAUCUGCAAUUAGAGCGAGCGGUCAGAGCAGACAGCGCGUCUGUGUGGAGGAGACGAGCUCGGAGCAGCCCGCCGCUCAUCUCGGAAUAGUGCAUGUGCAGUUUGUGAUCUGACAAGUUUCCCGAUUUGCGAGCGAUGCCCUCUGCGUAACGGGUUAUUUAUUCAUCUGUCGGUGAAGCGCACCUGCGCCACGCCGCGCGUGGAUCGCACAGGCACGGACACGUAGGCUGCACCGUUGGCUUCCUGUUUGUGUGUGUCGACUGUGCGGCACUCCGAACAGAAAAAAGCCACAACUUGGAUGCACACACACACUCACACACACACGCGGAGGCUUUUUUCCUCUCCCCAUUAGCUUCCAUGAGGCGGGUACGGUUACAACAAGUUGCGCGUGCAGUCAGCGGAUCCGGUGAUAUCGCGGCACGUGUAGCUAUUAAUGAAUCUCACAAACUGGACAUUUGUGGUCGUAACGAGCGGAUUUAACUCGGAUGACAGAUCCGCACCAGUUGAUUUUUCUCCGAUAUCGCCCUCCUCUUCCUCUUCCUCCUCCUCCUCCACUGCUGCCUGUCAUCUCGGGCUCCACUUUCUAAUGAGAUGCAUGUAGGUUAGAUGGCUCUCCUAUUGAGUUGCUUGCUCCAAAGACUCGCAGGGCCCACCUCUCACACGGCUUGAAAUCCGAGCAGUGUUGCACCCAGAAAGUGUCUCCUAUUGUAAAGCUUUUUUUUUUCUUUGAGAGGGAAUCCUUCCUUCCGCCUUUUCUUCCACAAAUUAAUUCCAAUGCUUUCUCCUCCUCUUCCUCUCUCUCUUCUUCUCUCUGUUCCAGCACGACAUGAUCAGCAGCAGCAGCGUCUAUGGCGUAAAGAUGCAGUGGACCCCUGAGCACAGCCAGUGGGCCGAACAGCAUUUCGACAUUUCGUCCACCACGCGCUCACCAGCCCACAAGGCUGAGGCAUACAGGGCAGUACCUGGCCACCUGCAGCGCUCGGCCACCUACCAAUAUGCCUGGGCCAAUGACGACAUCUCGGCACUCACUGCCUCCAACCUGCUCAAGAAGUACGCCGAGAAGUACUCUGGUAUUCUGGACAUGCCGGGCUCAUAUUCGGAGACGCCUGGUGUCCCAGGAGUGAUGAAUGGACGGAAAGGUGAAUCUGAGCCCUGGCAGGAUGGUGUCUACCCCAUGAGCUGCAUCCCAGAGGGCAUUUCCGUCAGGAAAGGGGGGGUUGCGGCAGCUUCAGAGGUGGUGUCUGGCAUGUGCAGCUCUCCGGGCCUGGCUUCCAGCACCCUGAGUGAGCCCAGCUACUCCAGCAGUAGCUGUGGGAGCCACACAGCAACUGCCCUGCACUCUUCCUCCAUGCCCUCUCAGGAAUAUGGCCCAGCGUACAGCAGCUCGUACCUACACAGCAGUUACAGCUCCCAGUCUACCCCCGCCCCGGCACUUCCAUCUCCACUGCACAGCUCUGGGCUACUGCAACCACCUCCUCCUCCACCCUCCCACCCCACUAUAGUCCCAGCUUACAAUGGAGGCUCCCCCAACUUGUCUAGUUAUAAUUACCCCCCAGCAGGCUACCCAGCUCAAAACUCAGUUGGGCCAGGAUAUAGCCCUGGAGGAGCCCCCCCUCCCUCCUCGUACCUUCCCUCAGGCAUUGCUGCACCUACACCCCUUGCUCCCUCUUCUGCUUUACCUGGAUACCCAUACCAGAGCCACAACCUGACCCCAAUUGCCCCAACCCCUCUCAACAGUAGCUCCUCCAACUCACUAAAGAGGAAAGCCUUCUACAUGACAGGUCAAGGAGAGAUAGACCCCUCUUAUGGUAACUUUGGCUACAGUCAGGCAAGGAGCUCAGCUGAGAGUCCCAUGUACAGGGUAGCAGAUAGCAGCAGUACAAACGGAGGCUCCAACAGUGCCGGUGGUGGUGGGUUUGACAGGAGUGCUGAGAAGUCAUCUUUAACUUUUAAUCCUCAGAAACAAUCCACCAUUGCAUCAGAGCAGCAGAGGAAGUACAGCAGCCAGGCAACUGGUGGGCCUCUGACUCCACCAGCCUACGUCUCCUCCACCCUGGGGGGUUCCCGCUCAGCAGACUCUAUUCCCAGCUUUACCUCCCCCUCCCUCAGUGAGCAAGGUCCUGAAGACCACCGUCUCCACCUUUCUCACUCAGCACCUGGACCUACCUCCUCCUCAUCCACUUCCAACUCCCGGCCUGCUGAAGAACAACUAAAAACCAGUGAUCCUCACCUCCUGGACAUGGUUACCUCUGAAAUUGUACAGCAGGGGCCCCCAGUGGAUUGGAGUGACAUUGCAGGUCUAGAACUUGCCAAGGCUACCCUGAAGGAAGAAGUCCUGUGGCCCAUUCUGCGUCCAGACAUGUUCAGCAGUUUAGGACCAGCCCCACGUUGUGUGUUGCUGUUUGGCCCCAGAGGCAGUGGCAGGACAUUGCUGGGACGUUGCCUGGCCAGUCAGCUGGGAGCACCAUUCCUACAGCUCAGCGGCUCAACACUGGCCACAAAGUGGCUGGCGGAUGGAGAAAAAAUCAUCCGAGCAUCAUUCCUAGUGGCACGGUGCCGGCAGCCCUCAGUACUGUUCAUUAGUGAAGUGGACAUGCUCUUGUCUGCCCACCUCAGUGAAGAGAGCCCUAUCAACCGACUUAAAGGUGAACUUCUUGCCCAGUUAGACUCACUUCUUAUGGGCUCGGGCGAGGAUGGAGGCAACCAAGUAUUGGUGGUUUGCUCCACAAGCAGACCACAGGAUAUGGAUGAAGGACUGCGCAGGUACUUUUCCCGGAGGGUCCUGGUGCCUCUGCCGGAUAGCGCAGCUCGACACCAGAUCAUGAACCAGCUCUUGGCCCAAUCUCAGCACAAAUACUGUUUGAGCGAGGAGGAGCUGGCGCUGCUGGUCCAGCGUACAGAUGGUUUCUCAGGACUGGAUCUGGCCAGACUCUGCCAGGAGGCUCUUGUAGGCCUGUUACAUGUCUCUGCACAGGGCGUGGACAUGACUGGUAUGAUGCCCAGGGGACAAAUCAGGCCCCUCACCUACCAGGACAUUGAGAGUGUCUUUUGUAAAUUCCAAGCAAGUAUAUCGCAGAAAGAGAUUGACACUUAUACUGAGUGGAACAAAAUGUUUGGUUGCAGUCAGUGAAAAGAUAGAUCCCGCCCUUGAGAAAAAGAGGUUUCCACAGUUCCUCCCCUCAGGGCAGAAGCAUUGUGCUGAAGGUGAAAGGCACACAAAAGGCCAACACAAACUCUCGCAAGCAGGGUUUAGAUGCACCAAGAGAGUCGCUUUGAUGAGACAACUGGCAAUUUUGCAGUUAAUGAACAAGAGUUUUAAUUUGAAUGCUCGACACUCCAGAAAGCCAGGGAUUGUUUACACGUUGCAAGCAAGUUGGCUUCAGACAGGACACCCCAGUGUCUGUGUAUAUAUUGUUAUGUUGUUGUUCUUGAGAUUUAGUUGGCUAUCCAAGUGCCUGAAGUGGUGCUUUCUGAGUUUAUUUGUUUAUUUGCCUCACAAUCUACAUUCAUGGCAUGAGCUGAUAAUUAUUAAGAGCUUUAAAAACUUCAGCGGCAUGUCUGAAAGACCCAGACUGACAGUCACCAUUGGGUGGUGGUCAAUCGACCUUUAUUGUCUUACUAAGAGCAGAAAUCCAUUUGGGCUGCAGUAGCCUGGGCCCCUGACUCUCACCCAUGUUUCUGAUCCUGUGUCUGCAAAACAAGCAAACGUAACAAACCAACAACCAACACUCAGGAAAGCGUUUGUGAAUUGUACAGUACCUCAAGACAUCUUCACGAAAAGCACUAAGACCUGAGAGGAGAAUCUGGCAGUGUUAGGUGUACCUCAAAAGACUAGGCUAAAUAGCAAAGAGGUGGCAAUGAAUGUACUAAAUGUGUUCUGGAUUCGUGGAACAUAUUCUAUAGUGAGAGUAAAAACAUUUUGUCCUCCCCCCCCCCCUCACUGCAGGUGCUUUAGUUACCUGUUUCUACUUGACCAAUCCUUAUGAGCUAUUCCCAUUGCUGUUUCAAAAUAUAAAACUGUGUUGUUUUGGGGUUUUAAAAGAUGGGCAGGUGUUGGGGUGGUGGGAGUUGUACAUUAAUUAAAACAACCAUAAUCAACAUUGUCUAUAAUACAUGAUCUAGGCUAUAUGGUUUAGCUGCAUGGAACCGCAUCAGUUAUCAGCUAACUCCUGCGCAAAAUAUUCAUCAUACAUUAAGCGAGGUAUUCUCUGAUCUUGAUGAACUUAAAUGGAAGGAAUCAUUCUUCAUAUAAAUAUACUUAUUUGCUUUUUUAACUGAGAGAUCAGGCUAGUACCAACAGCUGUUUACGUUAGCUUGGCAUAAAAUAUGUUAGCCUGUUAGACUGCAGCAUGUUAAAGUUAACCAGUUAACUUUUUAAACACUUAACAGUGUUUUUGCAGGGAUUUUGCAAUGCUAAGCUAACGGGCAAAUGUUUGUAGACUUGGCUAUCUUUCAUAAAGAGAACAAAUAACUGUAUUUCUCCAAAAUAUCAGUGAUAUCAAAGAAAAAAUACUGUCUUUUUGUGUGGGUAUUACAUUAUUGUUUGACUUGGUCUUGCAUGGUUUUGAGGAAAGCAUGUUUGUCAGUCAGCAUCAAGAAAGCGAGGCUUGGAUAUUGCCCUUACCGAGUCCAACUGAAAUCAUAUUUAGUUAUUUUUUGCAAUAUAAACAAAUGUCAUAUAUAAAUAUGCUUUUAAAUUAACUUUUAACUUUGAUAUUAUUAAAAGAACAGAACAUGUUCAUACAACCAUAAACACCAAUCAGACAUUGUAACAAUAUGCUGUGACUAAAAUAGGAGCACUAUGAAAACAUGGGUCAUAUCAUACCUGUAUAGGUGCAACAUUUUACAAAAAUUACAUUAUUGCUUUAUUUGCUAUAUUUUAUUGAGGUCUUUAACAAUUACUGGUAUUUAUUUUGAAAUAAAAAAUGAAAAUUAAUAGUAAGUUUAUUUUUCAUUGUGAAAAUGAAAUUAAAUAAGAAGUGAAAUAUAAGAACAUGGUUACAGUUUUUGCACAAAAAAAAAAAAAACUUGGUGAUUUAGUCACGUGACCUCUAAGGCCCUCUUAGCAAUGAUCUCUGAGUAAUGUUACCGACUUUGACGUUUUUUGGGGACAGACAACAAAAAAACCUAAUUUGAGAGAUAGUUGUGCUGUAGAAGAUGACACAAUGAUUUCAGUUGGACUUUGGUAUCAUAGAUUUCCCCUUGUUAAACACUGGCUCAGUUUCCAAGACACAGAUGACGCUUAGCUAUAGACAAACAAAUUCUUCAUCUUCAUUGAUUUUAAAUAAAAGUUAGUUUUUUAGGCUUAAUCCACAUCUAGGGAAACUAGCUUACCAUGUUUAGCUGUAUUUGAACUCGAUUAGCUUCUGAAUGAGAUGCCACUCAUGUAAAUUACAUAUGUGGAAAGUAGAAAUUUAAAGAAAUUAAUUCGGUUGCACGGCAGUUGUCAUAACCAUAAUACGGUCAGCCAGGAGGUAUAUGCAGUUGGAAUAUAUAUGUGUUUUAUUCUGUUUUUUUUUUUUAUCUAAGAUGACCACCCCAGAAAAACAAAUCAAUUCUAAACAAUAUCAGCGCUUUUUUUUUCCUGUAUCCGUAUUGUCUUUCUUUUUUGCAAGUUACUAAGAUGGUAUGAAGCACACGAUCUACAUACAUUUGAGUUCAUACCGUUUAACAUGAGUGGGGAAUUUUGGCAAUAGUUUUGAAGGCCUACAUCACUGAACAAUAUCUGUUUCCCUUUGUAUCAUGUUGGAAUGUAUUUUUGUCUCUUCCUCGCCACCGUUUAAGGAGCUGUUGUGGCAUGGGACUACUUAAGUCUAUUGCACGUGCACUAAAGCGUUUUGUGUGUAAUCUGGGGGGGGUUGUUGAAAUUUCUCAACGGCAUUGACAGCACUUAUUUAGUUGGUGUUUUAUUUAUCUAAACCGCUGAUCAGUCUUACCCUUUUUAUCGUACCUCCUGAUUUUUCUAUAAGAAAAAUAUCCCAAAGGUACGAGCUGCUUGUUGUGUAUGCCUCGUGUCGCUAUCUCGUAGGCACCAUCAGUUCAGCACCUGGAGUGGGGUGGGGGUGGGGAGUUCUGCUGAGCAUCAGCAAACUGAUGGAAAAGAGAGACAGACAGGCAGCGUGGCAGCAGCAGCAGCACAAGGGGGGAAAGCAGAGUGGUCCGUCAGAAAACCACCCUCAAAACAAUCUGUACCAGAAUUCCUUCUGUCAGCAAAUCCUCUGGAGAGAGAGUCCCUUUGGACAGAAAAACCUACUAAUGCACUUCACAGCACACAACAGUAGCACAGGCCUUUCCUCCUCUCUCUCUCUAUCCCUCGCCAUUCUCCACAAGCCGACCGACAAACCACUUGAAACACACUGGUCAGUGCUACGCUUUGUUUGUUAUGUGUUUAGCGGUCCUCUUUUCAUGUCUUUUUCUCCAUGAUGUGCUGAUCUUUUCCCCUUUUUUUCCUUUCUUAAAAUAGAGUUCUUCUUUAAAGCAUUUCUACCUCAUGGCUACAAAACACACGUGGUAUUUGAUUUAGGUCUUUUACAAAUGUCAGACAUUUGUGGAAAAUGUAUUUUUAAAAAAAGACAAAAAAAGGAGGAAAGAAUAACACCAUGAAGUUUUGCGCAGUCUACCUCAGAUGACUGUACUUAAAAACAUUUAGCUGAUGGUGCGACCGGAGGCUGCAGCAUAGCCUAGUGUGCGUGUGCGCGUUUGUGUGUGUUACCACGUGUCCUCUCCGAGACAGACACACACUCGUGAAAACACACAAGCAAUUCGUAAAGGGGGCGGGGGAACGGUUGGGGGUCAACCUAAACGUGACCUGGAAAUGUAUAAUCCAAUACAUUUGCUUUAAUCUUCUGUGAAGUACUGUGGUUGUGCGCGUGUGAAUGUGUAUAUACAUGGGCACACUCUUUUUAUUUAAUUUUAUUUUUUUUGAUUUAGUGUGUUAAAUUUUAUAAAUUGUUAGUAUAUAUAACACACUUGCACAACUUUAAAACAGAGUGUAAUGUGUUUCUGUUGUACAUAUCUAUACAUACAAUACAAAUGCACCACUUGUUUAUAUGUGUGAAUAUGUUGCCAUACUUGCAGUCAACUUAAAUGUAUUUUCAUGUAAUCUGAGAUACAAGCAGCAACAAACAAUUCAUUAAAGACAUUUUCUUGGGAGAUUA